UUUACCAGAUAGUUUUUGAGUCUAAUUUAAAGGGAAUAUUUAUUUUUGCACCAAUUUUGACGAAAUUCUAUGCAGUCCAGACAGUCUUUCUAUUUGCAGUGCUUUGGAUUAAAAGAUUUAUGUUUGUUGAAUAAAGAUCUUAUAUAGGCCAAUAUUUAAUAAGAAUAUUGUCUCUAGUGUAUCCACAAGAGAUACUAAUAUUUAAGUCAAGGACAACAUGGCAAGACACUUCAAAGUUUUAGUUUUACUUGCAAAAAUACUGGCAAGUGUAUUGUUGUUAGUCGUCUCUGAGAAUCAACCUUGCCCUGAUCGCAGGUUUGUUGGACCACGAUGUAACAUCCUUUGCAAUUGCAAUGACACCGCCGAGUGCUCCAACGCUGAAAACUGUACAUGUAAGAAUCGUUACUUCGGAUACUAUUGUCAAUAUGUUGAUGUUGAAGAUGAUGACAGCGAUAACGAUAAAGGAAACGUGGCACGAGACAGUGACUUCAACACCUGUUUUACUUCGGGUAGUCAGGAGACCAAUCUAACCAUUCAUUUCACCUAUAGUAGUAUAACAUUCAUACACAUUCGAUACCAUCCCUCAGUAACACCAGUGAGUAAAAGUCUUGAGCUCGAGCUGUGGCUAAAAGCGAAAGAGACCGAAUACAGACGUUGUAACGAGGUCAAGUUUUAUCGCGCCAACAGCGUUGAACUGUACUGCUUCGAGUCGGUAAAUGCUGAUACCAUAACGAUCUCUGGUUCCGGCGUAGAAAAAGCAUGUGAAGUUUACAUAAGCCAAGGACGGAAUCUGGCAAUCAAAGCUGUUGUCACAGUCAACAUAACAAAUAGCUUACCGGAGAACGGUAUUGACGGAGACACCGCUACAGAAUAUCGUUCUGAGUCUCAUGAGUACGAGACCUUCAACAUAACAUUUCAAAAUCCUGUAGUUCUAACAAAAAUAGUCAUCCAGUUGACAGACGCUGACGGAUUUACUCUUCGCCACGCCAACGAGACGUCAGAGACGUUUCCUCGCAAAGCCGAUGUCACCGAUCGUCUGAUCCAUGUUUUUUACGAACCAUUUCCUGUCAAAGGUGUCGACGUUUUUGGAGUGAAAGGGUUACGCAUAGGCGAGCUGGAAACUUUUGGAGAUUGCAUUUGGGGAUUCUAUUCAUUUGACUGCUCAGAGCCGUGUGCCAAAGAUUGUUUAGAUACAAGAUGUAGUAUUGACGGUGAGUGCUUGAAUUGUCAACCUGGAUUUUAUGGGCUCACCUGUGAUGGAGAAUGCGGUAACUGUGCCGGUACAGGUAAAUGUAACCUUUUCACUGGUUAUUGUGACGAAGGCUGCAAACCAGGGUUUAUGGACAACGACUGUAGACAGAAAUGCGGUAACUGUGCCGGUGCUGGCCAAUGUAACAUCACGACUGGUUAUUGUGACGAAGGAUGCACCCCCUGGUUUAUGAGCUACGACUGUAGACAGAAAUGCGGUAACUGUGCCGGUGCAGGGAAAUGUGACAUUUCGACUGGUUUUUGUGAUGAAGGAUGCAAACCCGGGUAUAUGGGUUACGACUGUAGACAGAGAUGCGGUAACUGUGCCGGUGCAGGAAAAUGUAACAUUUCGACUGGUUAUUGUGACGAAGAUUGCAACCCUGGGUACAUGGGUUACGACUGUAGACGAAGGUGCGGCUACUGUUCCGGUGCGGGAGAUUGUAAUAUUUUGACUGGUCAGUGUGACCAAGGAUGCAGACCCGGGUACAUGGCUUUCGACUGCAGACAGAAGUGUGUGGGCAGCUGUGGCGGAUCAGGCAGAUGUCACCAAUAUACGUCCAAUUGUCAGUCUGGGUGCAGACAGUAUUACCACGGGCUGAACUGCACCGAAGAAUGUAGCGGCAACUGCGGAGGAAGUGGUCGCUGUAAUGACCGGACUGGGAAAUGUAACGAAGGCUGCCUGGGAUUCUUUAUUGGUGACACUUGCAACGAACGUCUGUAUAUAUGCAGUGACGUCUGUGCGGGAAAUGGUACAUGCGACGCUAAUACAAAGACGUGCUUGGACGGGUGUAAACCUGGGCUAUUUGGACUGAACUGUACUCGACCGGUGAAAUGCAGUCCAUUCUGUGGAGGGACAGGCUCAUGUUUCGAGGUUACACAAGAGUGUCGGUCUGGAUGCCAGCUUGGAUACUUCAGACGCAGCUGCACAACAACUGGCCUCUUAUCAGCUGAAGACUCAUGGACGUGCCACUGCCCUGACGAAAUCUGUUCGAAGACAAUGCCCACAUGUCAGUCUAACAAAUGUCCCAGAGGCUGGUUUGGUCCUUACUGUUACCACCGAGAUCUUGCCGUCUACACACAGAUGUCUGCUCCAGAAUUAGUUGAUAACGACGACCUUACUUGUUCCAGCAAAGCUGUAAACAAUAUCAGUACGAUAUGGUCUGACAAAAUAACGGUUUCAUGGUUUCGGCUUGUCUUCCAAGCGCCUGUUGAAAAACAUUUGGAAGAGAGUUUUAACAUAACUUACCAGAGUAACGGCACUCAAUACAACUGUGUUGGUCUGACAGCGAUGAGAGUGCCACAAUCCAGUAACAAAGCGUUAGACGUCCCAUGCCAUGUUUUUUAUGACAUCAAUGAAGUUCUUAUAGAAUGGAUAGUUCCAAGGACUCUUUGUUCCAUAUAUAUAUUUGAAGGCAGAAAUGUAGCCGAGGUGUCAGAACCCUAUCUAACCAACAAGUAUGACAAGAGUUUCAGAACGUUGCCCUUUCUGAUCGACGGCGACGUGAGCACACAGAAAUGCACGUACAUGAACGUUGGUCAUAACGACACACUUAACUGGGUAACAAAAGGAAAUUUUGAAAUCUUUCGCCUCAAUUUAUACACAGUGCCAAGAUAUAUCAAUACUACAGUCCAUGUACAGUUUGAGACCAAAAGGCGUAACGUCUAUUUCGCCAAUAACUUUAAUUGGAACAAUACAUUGUUCAAGUUUUCAAUUACAUUUUCGGAUGUUAAAUACAUUUCCAUAUUCAAAUUAGAAGUUACCGAAGGGAUGCUACAACUCUGCGAGAUAGAGCUUAUUGGAGACUGCGUUUCCGGUUUCUUUGGGUACCUUUGCGAAGGAAUCUGUAGCCUGACCUGUGCCAACCAAAUGUGUGACAAUUAUGGUCGAUGUAUUCAGUGUGUGCAAGGCAGAAAAGGUCCUUACUGUCAGGACGUCGAAAUCAUAGAGGUCAUCGUCAAUACAACGCUGACCACUCCCCUGGCGGGUCAGGCAGAAGGAGACAAGUUUCACCAUUCGGAAGAAAUAUUCCUGUUAAUAGUGUUUAUAACAAUUCCCAUUGUAGCCUGUUUUCUUUGCUAUGGCCUACUAACUGUCUACACUGAGCGUACUUCUAGUUUGUACAAUGUUGAAUUUUAAGACGCUGUUCUCUCUAUAUAUAUUUAUAAGUCCGAUGCAAUGCCUUCAAAUAAAAUUGUUAUUAACUUUUUCUCUGUAAUUAUUUUCCUCGUUCCUAUGGAAUUAUUCAUUUGUGCUAAUUAGUGUUUCGCUACCCUGUAAUGACAAAACUUCUAUGACUUUUUUUGUGUGUAUUUAAUCAGGAAAUGUUAUAUGUUUCGUAUAUAAAAUUAUAGGACAAUGUAUGCACUUUUUUUUAUAUCACUCAGAUUAAAGU
This is a messenger RNA of Biomphalaria glabrata, 3641 nucleotides long. RefSeq lists its product as uncharacterized. The transcript has 23 exons. The coding region runs from base 218 to 3385 and encodes 1055 amino acids. The record is from RefSeq and is a predicted model, not a curated record. NCBI's taxonomy places the organism in Eukaryota, Metazoa, Mollusca, Gastropoda, Planorbidae.